Molecule: messenger RNA, 1979 nt
Organism: Sesamum indicum (sesame)
Lineage: Eukaryota; Viridiplantae; Streptophyta; Magnoliopsida; Lamiales; Pedaliaceae
Source: RefSeq, a predicted model, not a curated record
UUAAUUGUUAACAAAAACCACAAGUAUGCAUAUAUACAAUGCAUAUAGGGGUUCCCUUUUUAAUUAGGCUGGGGUUGCUUGUACCUGCCUGUGUCGACAGAAAGAAGAGAAGGAAAAGAGACAAAGAGGCGUCAUCAUCAUCGUUCCCCGAACAGGCCUGCGGUGUUGGAUCCGUCGUGCGGAGAUGAGGGGUCUGCGAAAGUCAUCCAUUAGGACACCCGCUCUCCUCCAUCUUCUCUGCGCCGCCGCUAUUCUCUCUCUCUUUGUUUUCGCCAUUAACUCUUCCUUCUCCGCCGCUCCCAAAUUCCCCCUUUAUCUUCCAGGUAACCAGCAAAUCACAAAAACUAACAAACUCGAUCUUCGGAUUUUGUCUGAUUUCCAGUCCACUCUUCAACAAUGCGUGGCAAACAGAGGACUUGGACUCACUGCUCAGAUAAUAGAUCACUGUAAUUUGAUUCUCAAGUUUCCUGAAGGGACUAAUAGCACCUGGUACAAUGAGCAGUUUAAAAUAUUUGAGCCCUUGGAGUACAAGUAUGAUGUUUGUGAAGCAAUAUUAUUGUGGGAACAGUAUCGUAAUAUGACUACAGUGUUGACAAGAGAGUAUCUAGAUGCACGGCCUGAUGGGUGGCUAGAUUAUGCUGCAAAGAGGAUAGCACAGUUAGGAGCAGACAAAUGCUACAACAAGACUCUUUGUGAAGAACAUCUUAAUGUGCUGUUACCAGCAAAACCACCCUUCCAUCCUCGCCAGUUUCAAACUUGUGCGGUUGUUGGGAAUUCUGGAGAUCUCUUAAAGACGGAAUUUGGGAAGGAAAUUGACAGUCAUGAUGCCGUGAUAAGAGACAAUGAGGCCCCUGUUAAUGAGAAAUAUGCCAAGUAUGUAGGUCUGAAGAGAGAUUUCCGGCUCGUAGUUAGGGGCGCCGCACGUAACAUGAUUCCAAUUCUGAAUGGGUCAGAUGAUGAAGUGCUUAUUAUCAAAAGUCUGACCCAUAGAGAUUUCAACACAAUGAUAAAGCAAAUCCCAAACCCAGUUUAUCUGUUCCAAGGAAUUGUGCUUCGUAGAGGUGCCAAAGGAACUGGAAUGAAAUCAAUAGAACUGGCACUUUCCAUGUGUGAAAUUGUUGACAUCUAUGGUUUCACUGUUGAUCCUGGAUACACUGAGUGGACCCGAUACUUCUCGACCCCAAGGAAAGGGCACAAUCCACUUCAAGGAAGAGCAUACUACCAGCUCCUAGAAUGCCUUGGUGUUAUUAGGAUCCAUUCUCCAAUGAGAGCCGCAAGGAAGCAAGACUGGUCUGAUAUACCAAGUCGAGAAACAAUAAGCAGAGCUCACUCCGCUGCAGUACGCUUGAAAAAGAAUCAAGCUGGCCAAGAGGGUGAUCAGGGACAAUUCCGCAACUGUAAAGUAUGGGGACACUCGGGCCCUUACGGCAGUGGACCUGUAUCUGGAUCACCAGAUAUGAGUGAUGUCCGGAAGAACUCAAACUACAGCAAAUGGGAGAUCAUGCCUUUUGAGAAAUUAAGUAAAGCUGCACAAGAUCAUUUCACUCAGAUGGAGGGCGUAUCCUUAUAUAAAAUGGAUGGUAAUAAGUUGGAUGAUCUAGUCUGUGUGAGGCAUUCCUUGAAGUCUGAAGUGUGACAGCCUUUGGCUAACUGGGAGCUGCUGCAGUUACCUCUCUUUAUUGGGAUCUGCAAUUAGUGAAAACUUGUAUCCCAUUUGCUGCUGUUCAAACAGAUUGUCUUGCAGUUUGCGUAGACACUGUUGACUGGUGGGUUUAUGAGAAUAGCAGUGGUGGUCGGGGCCAUACAUUAUACCUCUCUUGGAAAUUCAUGCGACUUAUCAAAGGAUGGGCUCUACAUCAGGCAAUGCCGUGGAUGCUUUCUGAAAAAAUCAGGUUUUCUGUUUAAACAUGGAUGUAUUGACAAAAUCAGAUUCGAAUGUUCUGACGUGCAAUAGCAAUUUCAAAUCAACAUUGUUAUCA